This is a messenger RNA of Ornithorhynchus anatinus (platypus), 1733 nucleotides long. It is a transcript of the gene IMP3, whose product is annotated as IMP U3 small nucleolar ribonucleoprotein 3. Bases 54 to 608 code for a protein of 184 amino acids. Gene Ontology annotation, biological process: rRNA processing. Gene Ontology annotation, molecular function: rRNA binding; structural constituent of ribosome; snoRNA binding. Lineage: Eukaryota; Metazoa; Chordata; Mammalia; Monotremata; Ornithorhynchidae. The record is from RefSeq and is a predicted model, not a curated record. The transcript has 2 exons. Gene Ontology annotation, cellular component: Mpp10 complex; small ribosomal subunit; small-subunit processome.
CCUCGUCCUCCUCCUCCUCGUCCUCCUCCCCGUCCUCCGCCGCCGCCGCCGCCAUGGUGCGCAAGCUGAAGUUCCACGAGCAGAAGCUGCUGCGUCGCGUGGACUUCCUCAACUGGGCGUCGACCGACCAGAACCUGCGCGAGCUGCGCGUGCUGCGGCGCUACCGGCUGCAGCGGCGCGAGGACUACACGCGCUACAGCCAGCUGAGCCGGGCGGUGCGGGCGCUGGCCCGCCGGCUGCGCGACCUGCCCGAGGGCGACCCCUUCCGGGCCCGGGCGUCGUCCGCGCUGCUGGCCAAGCUGUACGGGCUGGGGCUGCUGCCCACGCGCGCCUCCCUGGAGCCCUGCGCCCGCCUGUCCGCCGUGGCCUUCUGCCGCCGCCGCCUGCCGUCCGUGCUGGUGGCGCUGCGCAUGGCCCAGCACCUGGAGGCGGCCGUCGCCUUCGUGGAGCAGGGCCACGUGCGCGUGGGGCCCGAGCUGGUCACCGACCCCGCCUGCCUCGUGCCCCGCGCCCUGGAGGACUUCGUCACCUGGGUCGACUCCUCCAAGAUCAAGCGACACGUGCUCGACUACAACGACCAGCGCGACGACUUCGACCUGGACGCCUAGCACGCCCUCUCAAAUCCCCUCCCCGGGCCCUGCGAGGUCGACCCCCUGACCUUUAACCCCCGCCCCCGGGACACGCGACGUCGACCCCUGACCUUUAACCCCCGCUCCCGGGCCACGCGAGGUCACCACCUGACCCUUAAUCCCCUCCCCGGGCCAUACGAGGUCACCGCUUGACCUUUAACCCCCUCCCCGGGCCACGCGAGGUCACCCCCUGACCUUUAACCCCCUCCCCGGGCCACGCGAGGUCGACCCCUGACCCUUAAUCCCCUCCCCGGACCAUACGAGGUCGACCCCUGACCUUUAACCCCCGCUCCUGGGCCACGCGAGGUCACCGCUUGACCUUUAACCCCCUCCCCGGGCCACACGAGGUCGCCCCCUGACCUUUAACCCCUUCCCCCAGAUCACACGAGGUCGCCCCUUGAUCUUUAACCCCUUCCCCCAGACCCCACGAAGUUGCCCCCCGACCUUUAACCCCCUCCCCCAGGCCACGCAAGGUCACUUCCUGACCCUUAACCUUUCCCCCAAGCCACACGAGGUCGCCCCUUGACCCUUACCCCCCGUCCCCCAGGCCACCUAGGGUCACCCCCCGACCUUUUCCCCCUUCCCCCAGUCCACCCGGCUUCGCCCUCUGACCUUUAACCCCCUCCCCCGGUCCACCCCGGGGUCGCCCCCCGACCUUUACCCACCUCCCCCAGCCCCAGGUGAUGGGGCAGAGGAGAGGGUGGCGGGUGGGGUUAGGAGGGCCCCGCCUCUCCCCGAAGCGACGGGAUCUCACCCUCUGACUGCAAACCUCCAGGCCCGCAAAAGUCACCACUGUCAGGGUGCUCCCCGCGGGUUGCCCGGAAGAGAAGAGCCUCAAGGAGCCAGAGGGAAAGGCGACCGACGGAAUCCGGGUGUUCCCAGUUGCACUUUGGGAAUUGGUGUCGACGGGGACCACGGGCUUUCUCUUCUCCCCAGUUUGGAGGAAGACAAGACGGGGACAGAGCCGUGGGGGCCCUUCUCGAAAAGGACCAAAAGUUUCUCGCCGUCCAUUUGCGGCUGCGGGGUCCCAAGGACUGUUGCCUUUUAUUUCCCUCUUUGUUUACAUAAUAAAAUAAGGGCUGUGGCAGCCUCGUUCCUCGAGAA